CUUUGUGCGGGGCCGUGCUUCCGCCGGCGCCGCUGUGGGGACUCUGCAAUGGGUCCACUGGCCAUGGAGCAGUGGACUCGCUCAUCGCUGUGUCUGUGGCUGCUGUUGGUACUUUUGUCUCCAGCGCUGGGCCGCCAGAAGGAGUCAGGUUCAAAAUGGAAAGUAUUUAUUGACCAGAUUAACAGGUCUUUGGAGAAUUAUGAAACAUGUUCAAGUCAAAACUGCAGCUGCUACCAUGGUGUCAUAGAACAGGAUCUGACUCCUUUCCGAGGAGGCAUCUCCAAGAAGAUGAUGGCAGAAGUGGUCAGACGGAAGCUAGGGACACACUAUCAGAUCAUUAAGAACAGAUUAUACCGGGAAAAUGACUGCAUGUUUCCUUCAAGGUGUAGUGGUGUUGAACAUUUUAUUUUGGAGGUGAUUGGGCGCCUCCCUGACAUGGAAAUGGUGAUCAACGUACGAGAUUACCCUCAGGUUCCUAAAUGGAUGGAGCCCACCAUUCCCGUCUUCUCCUUCAGCAAGACAUCAGAGUACCAUGAUAUCAUGUAUCCUGCUUGGACAUUUUGGGAAGGGGGACCUGCUGUUUGGCCAAUUUAUCCUACAGGUCUUGGACGGUGGGACCUCUUCAGAGACGAUAUGGCAAGGUCAGCAGCACAGUGGCCAUGGAAAAAGAAAAAUUCUACAGCGUACUUCCGAGGAUCAAGGACAAGUCCAGAACGAGAUCCUCUCAUUCUUCUAUCUCGGAAAAAUCCAAAACUUGUUGAUGCAGAAUAUACCAAAAACCAGGCCUGGAAAUCUAUGAAAGAUACCUUGGGAAAGCCAGCUGCUAAGGAUGUCCAUCUUGUGGAACACUGCAAAUACAAGUAUCUGUUUAAUUUUCGGGGUGUAGCUGCAAGCUUCCGGUUCAAACACCUCUUCCUGUGUGGUUCACUUGUUUUCCAUGUUGGUGAAGAGUGGUUGGAAUUCUUCUACCCACAACUGAAGCCAUGGGUUCACUACAUCCCAGUCAAAACCGAUCUCUCAAACGUGCAGGAACUGUUGCAAUUUGUAAAGGCAAAUGAUGAUGUAGCUCAAGAAAUUGCUGAAAGGGGAAACCAGUUUAUUGUCGACCACUUGCAGAUGGAAGACAUCACCUGUUACUGGGAGAACCUGUUGACGGAGUACUCUAAAUUCCUGUCUUAUAAUGUAACAAGACGGAAAGGCUAUGAUCAGAUUAUCCCCAAAGUUUUGAAAACUGAACUCUAG
Molecule: messenger RNA, 1242 nt
Organism: Chrysochloris asiatica (Cape golden mole)
Lineage: Eukaryota; Metazoa; Chordata; Mammalia; Afrosoricida; Chrysochloridae
Gene: POGLUT1
Product: protein O-glucosyltransferase 1
Exons: 11
Coding region: 49-1242 (397 amino acids)
Biological process (GO): positive regulation of Notch signaling pathway; protein O-linked glycosylation
Cellular component (GO): endomembrane system
Molecular function (GO): UDP-glucosyltransferase activity; UDP-xylosyltransferase activity
Source: RefSeq, a predicted model, not a curated record